This is a messenger RNA of Acanthocheilonema viteae, 335 nucleotides long. The record is from the annotation of a GenBank genome assembly. Lineage: Eukaryota; Metazoa; Nematoda; Chromadorea; Rhabditida; Onchocercidae.
AUGAGUUUUCAUUAUGCAUCGAAACAUGGAAUUGCCAGGGAAUCGAAUUAUCCUUACGCUGGAAUUGUGCAGAGAUGUCGAUGGAAUCAACAAAUAGCUUUAGCUAGAAAUAAUGGCUAUAUGGAAGUACAAUCGGGCAAUGAAUUAGCACUUCAACGUGCAGUGGCCGAAUAUGGACCUGUUACUGUUGGAAUUCCCGGAUAUCAUCAUACUUUCCAAUUUUAUAAAUCCGGUAUUUACGCUAGACCAGGUUGUAAUAAUCCUGAUCAUGCUGUACUGGUUGUCGGUUAUGGGACACAUAGGACUUAUGGAGAUUAUUGGAUUAUUAAAAACAG